UCUGAAGAAGCAAGCUUCGUAUUGGUUUCUAUUUUAUUUUGGAAAUUAGCUUGCAAUUAAUCAAUUGGAUGGAUAUUUAUGUAAUUAGCUAGUUAGAAAUAAAUUGUUUUCCGAUAGUUAGUUACCACAUACAAUCAUUCUGGAUUCCCAAAAGAGGACUUAUUUGGACAUCUACAAGAUGGAUCUGGCGGAGACCAUGAAGAGCGUGCUGGCGAAGAGCACGGGCGGCUCGGGCGGCGCGGCGGGCGCCAGCAGUGCGGCGGCCCCGCACGGCGCCGAGGGCUACGUCACGGAAAAGCUGUACAUGCUGCUGCAGCUUUAUUUACAAAACAAGGGCUGGAGCCCCAGUAUAGAACUUUUACAAUGCUUUAGUGACCUCAAGGAAUCUUCUAUGCUUCCAAGUGCAGCUUAUUUGCAGAUGAUGGCUUCUAGAGUAGGUUUGGAUACCCAAGGCAGACUGAUACUUCGUGAAAAUGGCAAAAUCAUCCUACCUUAUGAACAUUUUGCUAAUGCUGUGAUGUUAAAACACAUGAAUGGCCCGCAUGGACUGCAUUUGGGCCUAGAAGCUACAGUUAGAGCUGUUGUGGAAUCAUACACAAUAGGCCGUGAACAGUUUGGAAUGGAGAAGGAAUUUAUAAUUGAGGUUGUCCAAAACUGCCCCAACCCUGCAUGCCGGUAUUAUAAAAAUCAACUAGAGAUGACUCAAAAAUCAAUACAACAGCAUCUGUCGCAGCAGCCAACAUACAUCCCAGGUAAGGAAAUGGUAUCAUUUAUGGGAGCCAAGGACAACGACAAUAAUGAAUUAGACUCGGAGUCAGAUGCGUCAUCCCAGGAUUCCCAGACAGCUGAUGCUGACAACUCAGACUCGCCACCGCCGGCUGCUCAAAUGCAAGAUCAGUCGCGAUCAGAUAAUUGCGAAAGACCAAGAAAUGCGAGGAAAACUAAUGAAUCACAAGGAGCUGCUGACGCUACAAAUCCUCAGGACGAUACAUCUUUCCUUCGAUAUUUUGACAAUGGCUCAGAAAGGUUUCGCUACGAUGGAGACGAAUACCAUUAUUUUGCAAUAAAUAUUGCAUCUCAAUUGCGGAAACUUCCAGUAGUCGAAGCAUUAUCCUUGCAAGUAGCUAUACAACGUGAAUUAAUUGCCGCUAGGUGUAGAAACAUGUUCCCAUAUCUAUUAACCAACACACCAUCAAUUCCAGAUGUUGACAUAAACCGUAGCUCUAACGUUCAAAGUGACGUUUACGUAAACCGAAACUACUCUAACGUACCAAGCGAUGUUUUCAUAAACCGUAACUACUCUAACGUACCAAGCGACGUUUUCAUAAACCGUAACUACUCUAACAUACAAAGUGACGUCCACUUUAACCGUAACUACUCUAACAUACCAAGCGACGUUUUCAUAAACCGUAACUACUCUAACAUACAAAGUGACGUCCACUUUAACCGUAACUACUCUAACAUACCAAGCGACGUUUUCAUAAAUAACGUACCACGCGACUUUUUCAUAAACCGUAACUACUCUAACUUACAAAGUGACGUCCACUUUAGCCGUUACUACUCUAACAUACAGAGCGACGUUCUCAUAAACCGUAACUCUAACGUACAAAGCGACGUUAAUGUAAACCGUAACUCUAACGUACAAAGCGACAUUUUCAUUAACCGUAACUCUAACGUACAGAGCGACGUUCUCAUAAACCGUAACUCUAACGUACAAAGCGACGUUAACGUAAACCGUAACUCUAACGUACAAAGCGACGUUUUCAUUAACCGUAACUCUAACGUACAGAGCGACGUUCUCAUAAACCGUAACUCUAACGUACAAAGCGACGUUAACGUAAACCGUAACUCUAACGUACAAAGCGACGUUUUUAUUAACCGUAACUCUAACGUACAGAGCGACGUUAACGUAAACCGUAACUCUAACGUACAAAGCGACGUUCUCAUAAACCGUAACUCUAACGUACAAAGAGACGUUAGCGUAAACCGUAACUCUAACGUACAAAGAGACGUUAGCGUAAACCGUAACUCUAACGUACAAAGUGACGUCAACAUGAACCGUAACUACUCUAACGUACAAAGAGACGUUAACGUUAACCGUAACUCUAACGUACAAAGUGACGUCAAUAUGAACCGUAACAACUCUAACGUACAAAGUGACGUCAACAUGAACCGUAACUACUCUAACGUACAAAGAGACGUUAACGUUAACCGUAACUACUCUAACGUACAAAGAGACGUUAACGUUAACCGUAACUCUAACGUACAAAGUGACGUCGGCAUGAACCGUAACUACUCUAACGUACAAAGCGAAGAAAGCGAUACACUUUCAGCUCCAAUUCGGACCGAAAAUACUUCUGCACGUGAUGCUUCUGACACUGAAACUGAUACAGGUCCAGAUCAAAACAUCCAGACUGCAGACAGUCCUGACUCACUGCCUGAUUCCAACACUGACACACUGAUUCCAAAUUCAGCUCCAAAUAACCCUUCCGUUGCAGUAACCGACUCACGCCCAGUUACAUACGCAUAUCCUGUAGACUAUUCAUUGCAUGUUCCAUUCCUUCCACGAGCAGUGGUUAGGGGUGUAGCCCUAAAUGCACCUAUCGACUAUUCGUUAUCGUUUGAUGACGUUUCUUCAUUUGAAGAAGAUGAAAUGCGCCCAAGUCUAAACAUUCCUGUAGACUACACAAUUUCGUUUUUAAGACCUAACCCAAAAGCGCCCAGCGCUCAUAACAAUAUCAAAGUUCCAUCUACAAUCCCUCGCCCGCGACUGCCCUCUGCCCCAUACAUGAGGGUCAAGCCACCUUUCUUGCGUCGUUCUUUAGUUCGACAACCCCGGACAGUUUCAGCCCCGACCAUGAAUCCUAUGAAUGAUGAUUGGUAUCCUACUUCAAGCGCACAAUUUGCCCCCCCUCGUACAUUUGUAAACACACAACUCGCGCAUGCACACAAUGUCCCUCUUACAAGGCCGUAUUUUGCCUAACUGGCGACGCUUAAAGCCGCUUUAAUAUAAUUGUACCUAAUUUUUGGUCCACACAAGCAAAAAUUUAAAGUUUUAUAAGAAAGGGAAUGAAGGAUGAGGAUAUUUUUUUAUUUGCAUCUGUAAAUAAAAAAGCGGAAAUAAAUACAACUUUUAUGGUUCCUAUGUGACUAGUCUAUUUCCAUACCAAAAACUUGAAAAUAAUAAGAUUUUAGGAUUCUUUGCCAGUGUACACUGGUGUUACACUGGUAGAUCUCUUUACUACAAAUGACAACUAAUACUAGACUUAAAAUAAUAUAAUAGUUAUAUUAUGAUAGGUAUUAGGACCAACUACACAAACAGAUGCAAUUAGAUUACGUUUAGGCGUAAACUUGGUUAGUACCUGGUUUUAAUUCAUUACAAAUAUUUAAGAUUAAUUACAAGUGAGAAUUGAUUUAUUCUACUAAUUAUUUAUUUUAAUUAAAUGUUAUUUUUUUAUGUUUGGGUUAUUUUUUUAUUGUUAUGAAUUUUUAAGUAAUUUUUAUACGCGCAUAAGAUGCAUGCGACGCACGCUUUUCGUGAUUGUAUAAGAUCUUAUAAUAUUCAUGUACCUGGCCUAAUGAAUUUAUAAAAUAAAAGAUUGCAAUUGACUUAGUUUUCGAAAAUAAGUGAUUUAUUGUAGUCAAGAUUUUUUUCGAGAUUUUAACACAAGUCCGUCUGUAAAAUUAAUGUGAAAAUACAUCGCACGUUCAUAAUCAAACCGUCACUAUACGAAAUUGGGAGAAAUUGAGUUAACAACGCCAUCCAUCAGCGCUCUGCGAAAAGUGCAUGCUGUAAAAAUCCCACGCUUAAAGCUCAAAUAGUUCGGCAGAUAUCACUAGUGUCGUUAUGGAGUUUAAUGGGAAAACCGGCAUUUGUUGUGAGUAACAGUGACACGUUUUUAGUAGUGACGGGAUCUGGACGGGCACGCCGUGAUAGUUAUGUAAACUCUGUGUUGAAAAACGUCAUUUUUAGCAUAAAGACGCUUUUACUCCAAAACCAUAAGAUAAGUCACAAUAAAGUAAUACGAAAAACGCCUUAAAACAAAAAGUGACAAUAUUUCUCUUACAUUUUUAAAAAGAUUGUUUAUCACUUCGUAGAAUAUUGUGUUUAUCCAAAUAGUGAAAUAUUAAAACAACAAGAAAGAUUUUUAAAUGAUUAAGUAGUUAUAAUUUUAUCUAACAAAAAUGCCACCAGGCAAUCCAAACACUAGUAAAAUCAAAUAAAUUAUCAAGGUAAUUACUACUUUGUCUAGCGUUUGUGGACUAUGAAAAAGCCUUAGAUUCGAUCGAGAUCUGAGCAGUGCUACAGUCUCUCCAACGGUGCCAAAUUGACUAUAGAUACAUCGAAGUGUUGAAAGGCUUGUACGAAAACGCCACAAUGUCGGUUCGUCUCCAGGAUCAGGACUCGAAACUCAUCCAGUUGCAGCAAGGGGUGAGACAGGGAGAUGUCAUAUCUCCGAUACUGUUCAACACCGCCCUAGAAGAUGUUUUCAAGCUUCUGAACUGGAGCGGAUUCAGCAUAAAUAUCAACGAGUACAUAAUCCACCUUUGGUUUGCGGACGAUGUCGUAAUCAUGGCUGAGACUGUGGAAGAUCUAGGCAUAAUGCUCGAUGGCCUAAGUAGAGCCUCUCAACAAGUUGUCCUGAUGAAUGAGUAUGAAAAUGAAUAUGGACAAGACAAAAAACAUGUCAAAUGUCCAUGUAGUAUCCACUUAUCUGGAGACUCUACACUCGAAAGUUUACUGACCUGGGACAAACAGUCCAGUUACGCAGGUCCAACUUCGAGAAAGAGGUCAAUCGUCAAUCCAACUCGGCUGGGCAGCGUUCGG
Messenger RNA from Ostrinia nubilalis (European corn borer), 4828 nucleotides. RefSeq names its product GATA zinc finger domain-containing protein 14. Bases 179 to 2983 code for a protein of 934 amino acids. The record is from RefSeq and is a predicted model, not a curated record. NCBI's taxonomy places the organism in Eukaryota, Metazoa, Arthropoda, Insecta, Lepidoptera, Crambidae. The transcript is spliced from 6 exons.